GAAGGCUGCGGCAGUGGCCUACGACAGCUGCCCCCCGGGGGCGGGAAGGGUGACAGGAGACGAGGGGGGGGCGCGGGGAGACCCAAGAAGCCCCUGCGCCCCCCCCAGCACGACCUCGACAGAACCCAGAGAGCUGGGGAGGCAGAGCCCGGCAGCGGCGGCGGCUGGAGGCAUGUGCAGGGGGGGCCUGGGGUGCAGGGAGAGGCCCAGCGAAAGCCGAGCCACCAGGCCCCCCGGCGCCCGUGCGGAGCAUGAACAUUGAGGAUGGCGUGCGCCCGCGGCUCCCCGUGCCCCCCACUGCCGCCCAGUAGGAUGUCCUGGCCCCAUGGGGCCCUGCUCUUCCUCUGGCUCUUCUCCCCACCCCUGGGGGCCGGCGGGGGCGGCGUGGCCUUGACCCUGGCUGCUGGAGGGGGCUCCCCGCCAGCCACCUCCUGCCCGGCAGCCUGCUCCUGCAGCAACCAGGCCAGCCGGGUGAUCUGCACACGGAGAGAGCUGGCAGAGGUCCCGGCCAGCAUCCCUGUCAACACUCGGUACCUGAACCUGCAGGAGAACGGCAUCCAGGUGAUCCGAACGGACACCUUCAAGCACCUGCGGCACCUGGAGAUCCUGCAGCUGAGCAAGAACCUGGUGCGCAAGAUCGAGGUGGGCGCCUUCAACGGGCUGCCCAGCCUGAACACACUGGAGCUGUUCGACAACCGGCUGACGACGGUGCCCACACAGGCCUUCGAAUACCUGUCCAAGCUGCGGGAGCUCUGGCUGCGCAACAACCCCAUAGAGAGCAUCCCCUCCUACGCCUUCAACCGCGUGCCCUCGCUGCGGCGCCUGGACCUGGGCGAGCUCAAGCGGCUGGAGUACAUCUCGGAGGCGGCCUUUGAGGGCCUGGUGAACCUGCGCUACCUCAACCUGGGCAUGUGCAACCUCAAGGACAUCCCCAACCUGACGGCCCUGGUGCGCCUGGAGGAGCUGGAGCUGUCGGGCAACCGGCUGGACCUGAUCCGCCCGGGCUCCUUCCAGGGCCUCACCAGCCUGCGCAAACUGUGGCUCAUGCACGCCCAGGUGGCCACCAUCGAGCGCAACGCCUUCGACGACCUCAAGUCGCUGGAGGAGCUCAACCUGUCCCACAACAACCUGAUGUCGCUGCCCCAUGACCUCUUCACGCCCCUGCACCGCCUCGAGCGCGUGCACCUCAACCACAACCCCUGGCACUGCAACUGUGACGUGCUCUGGCUCAGCUGGUGGCUUAAGGAAACGGUGCCCAGCAACACGACGUGCUGUGCGCGCUGCCACGCGCCCGCUGGCCUCAAGGGGCGCUACAUCGGCGAGCUGGACCAGUCGCACUUCACCUGCUACGCGCCGGUCAUCGUGGAACCGCCCACGGACCUCAACGUCACCGAGGGCAUGGCCGCCGAGCUCAAGUGCCGCACAGGCACCUCCAUGACCUCGGUCAACUGGCUGACGCCCAAUGGCACCCUCAUGACGCACGGCUCCUACCGCGUGCGCAUCUCCGUGCUGCACGACGGGACGCUCAACUUCACCAACGUCACGGUGCAGGACACGGGCCAGUACACGUGCAUGGUGACGAACUCGGCCGGCAACACCACCGCCUCGGCCACGCUCAACGUCUCGGCCGUGGACCCCGUGGCGGCCGGCGGUGCUGCGAGUGGCGGAGGUGGCCCCGGGGGUGGCGGCGGCGGCGGAGGGGGCAGCGGCGGCUACACCUACUUCACCACGGUGACCGUGGAGACCCUGGAGACGCAGCCCGGAGAGGAGGUUCUGCAGACGCGGGGGACGGAGAAGGAGCCCCCAGGGCCCACGACGGACGGCGUCUGGGGUGGGGGCCGGCCCGGGGAUGCCGCCGGCCCAGCCUCGUCGUCCACCACGGCGCCCGCCCCGCGCUCCUCGCGGCCCACGGAGAAGGCGUUCACGGUGCCCAUCACGGACGUGACGGAGAACGCCCUCAAGGACCUGGACGACGUCAUGAAGACCACCAAGAUCAUCAUCGGCUGCUUCGUGGCCAUCACGUUCAUGGCUGCCGUGAUGCUCGUGGCCUUCUACAAGCUGCGCAAGCAGCACCAGCUCCACAAACACCACGGGCCCACGCGCACCGUGGAGAUCAUCAACGUGGAAGACGAGCUGCCCGCCGCGUCGGCCGUGUCCGUGGCCGCCGCCGCCGCUGUGGCUGGCGGGGGCGGCGUCGGCGGGGACAGCCACCUGGCCCUGCCCGCCCUGGAGCGCGACCACCUCAACCACCACCACUACGUGGCGGCUGCCUUCAAGGCGCACUACAGCAGCAACCCCGGCGGCGGGGGCUGCGGGGGCAAGGGCCCGCCGGGCCUCAACUCCAUCCACGAACCUCUGCUCUUCAAGAGCGGCUCCAAGGAGAACGUGCAAGAGACGCAGAUCUGACACCACCACCGCUGGGCGGGGGACUGGGCUCGGCCAGAUUGGCGCCCUCCCCGCAUCCCCAGGCCCCUCUGACGUCCGGGGAAGGUCGGGGAAGAUGGGAUCCGAGCCUGUCUGGACCCCAGGGCGGCUGGCCCAGCCACCUACA
Molecule: messenger RNA, 2551 nt
Organism: Phyllostomus hastatus (greater spear-nosed bat)
Lineage: Eukaryota; Metazoa; Chordata; Mammalia; Chiroptera; Phyllostomidae
Gene: LRRC4B
Product: leucine rich repeat containing 4B
Exons: 3
Coding region: 265-2406 (713 amino acids)
Cellular component (GO): plasma membrane
Molecular function (GO): protein binding
Source: RefSeq, a predicted model, not a curated record